Propithecus coquereli (Coquerel's sifaka) is the source of this 1188-nucleotide messenger RNA. Its product is annotated as sialic acid-binding Ig-like lectin 8. Gene Ontology annotation, biological process: cell adhesion. Lineage: Eukaryota; Metazoa; Chordata; Mammalia; Primates; Indriidae. The transcript is spliced from 6 exons. Gene Ontology annotation, molecular function: sialic acid binding. Gene Ontology annotation, cellular component: plasma membrane. Bases 31 to 1188 code for a protein of 385 amino acids. The record is from RefSeq and is a predicted model, not a curated record.
CCCGGCGGGCCCUGGGACCUGCGCCCGGACAUGCUGCUGCUGCUGCUGGCCCUGCUCUGGGGGAGGGCGGGGGUGCAGGGACGGGGAGGGUCCUGGGAAGGUUACACGCUGCGAGUGCAGAGUGUGGUGACGGUGCAGGAGGGGCUGUGCGUCCACGUGCCCUGCUCCUUCUCCUACCCCUGGGACAUCUGGACUGACUCUGACCCUGUUCAUGGCUACUGGUUCCGGGAAGGGGCCAAAUCACACCAGAAGUCUCUAGUGGCCACAAACGACCCAGCUGGGAAAGUGCAGGAGGAGACCCAGGGCCGAUUCCACCUCCUCAGGGAUCCCGGGAGGAACAACUGCUCCCUGAGCAUCAGAGACGCCACGAGGAGGGACGAAGGGUCGUACUUUUUUCGGGUGGAGCGAGGAACAGUGAAAUGGAACUAUGUAUACAACAAGCUCUUUGUACACGUGACAGCCCUGAACCACACGCCCCACAUCCUCCUCCCGGGGACCCUGGAGUGCGGCCGCCCCUGGAACCUGACCUGCUCUGUGCCCUGGGCCUGUGAGCAGGGGACGCCCCCCAGCAUCUCCUGGGAGGGGGCCUCUGUGUCCCCCCAGAGCCCCACCGUGGGCCGCUCCUCGGUGCUCACCCUCAUCCCUCAGCCCCAGGACCACGGCGCCAGCCUCACCUGCCAGGUGACCCUGCCUGGGGCCCGUGUGACCAGAAGGAGGACCGUCCACCUCAACGUGUCCUACUCUCCUCAGAACUUGACCGUGACUGUCGUCCGAGGAGACGGCUCAGCACCCAUAGCCCUGGAGAACGGCUCAUCUCUGUCAGUCCUGGAGAGCCAGUCCCUGCGCCUGGUCUGUGCCGUCAACAGCAAUCCCCCUGCCAGGCUGAGCUGGGUCCGGGGGAGCCUGACGCUGUGCCUCUCGCAGCCCUCGAACCCUGGGGAGCUGGAGCUGCCUCGAGUGCACCUCAAGGAUGGGGAAUUCACCUGCCGAGCUCAGAACCCUCUGGGCUCCCGGCACGUCUCCCUGAGCCUCUCCCUGCAGAGGAAAUUGGGGUCCGUGGCAGAGGUGGCUCUGGUGGCCAUCGUGGAAUCUGCUGCGAAGAUCCUGCUUCUCUGCCUCUGCCUCAUCUUCCUCAGGGCACAGGGAGGUGAGGCUGCUGCCCUCUGCACCCCGGUCCAGCCCCAGUGA